AUGACCCCGAGGGGCAGGGCCCGGUGGCUGCCUUCAGCUCUGCUGCUGCUCCAGGUCCCAGGCUGUUUGUCCCUGAGUGGUCCCCAAACUGUGACAGGCAUCGUGGGGGGAUCCCUGAGCGUGGAGUGUCAGUACCAGGAGGCAUUGGUAGACAACAUCAAAUACUGGUGCAAACACCCGUGUGUGUCACCAUGGAAGAUUGUGGAGACCAGAGAGUCAGAGAGAAAAGUGAGGAGGGGCCGCGUGUCCAUCAGAGACCGUCCUGCGAGCCUCACCUUCACAGUGACCUUGAAGAGCCUCAGAGAGGAGGAUGCGGGAACGUACGGAUGUGGGAUCUAUGUACCGUUUUCAGUUGACCCCACCUUCCAGGUGGAGGUGUCUGUGAUCCCAGUCACUAUGACAACCACCAGCCCCAAGAGGUCCACAAGCACCUCGGAGGCUCCCACGACCCUGCCAGUGCCCACCUGGAGCACCGUGUCUGGGCCGGAGGCCCCUGAUCCCGGCCAAGCUCAUCGGCCCCUGCUGGGCAGCAUCCACUUCCUGCUCCUGGUCUUCCUGAAGGUGCCUCUGCUCCUGGGCCUGAUCAGUGCCGUCCUCUGGGUCAACAGGCCUCUGAGGAGCUCUGCAGACAGGCGGAGUCGGUCCGUUUAUGAGAACCAGUAG
This is a messenger RNA of Rangifer tarandus platyrhynchus (Svalbard reindeer), 663 nucleotides long. The record is from the annotation of a GenBank genome assembly. NCBI's taxonomy places the organism in Eukaryota, Metazoa, Chordata, Mammalia, Artiodactyla, Cervidae.